Molecule: messenger RNA, 453 nt
Organism: Penicillium subrubescens
Lineage: Eukaryota; Fungi; Ascomycota; Eurotiomycetes; Eurotiales; Aspergillaceae
Product: putative RING finger domain protein
Exons: 3
Coding region: 1-453 (150 amino acids)
Biological process (GO): protein ubiquitination
Molecular function (GO): ubiquitin protein ligase activity
Source: RefSeq, a predicted model, not a curated record
AUGGGAGAAGACCACAGUUUAAAGACGAGCCACAUGGCUAUCGUCUUAGGGAUCGGACUAGGCGUGGUGCUGCUGAUUGUCUUGAGCUUAAUUCUAACUAUUGUCAUCAACCGGCGUGAUCACCGGGCGUUCUUGCGAUCGAGGAAAAAUCCAGAUGAGCGCUUGCGCAGCCUCGAUGCUGUUUCACCGACUCGCACCUUGGAACAGUGGUGGACUACCACGAAGGGUGCGAUGGGCCUGUCCGAAGCCGUGGAUAGCCAAUUUGUCUGUGCCGUUUGUUUGGAACAAGUGGCUCGCUCGGAAGAAAUUCGCGAGCUGCGGUGUUUGCACGUCUUUCAUCGGGAGUGUCUCGAAAAGUGGUUCUUGGGAGACCACUAUAACUGCCCUCUAUGUCACCGGGCGUAUUAUGUGCCAGAGCAUCCUCCGCGGAAUGACUAUGUAUGGAUGGUAUGA